Molecule: messenger RNA, 2787 nt
Organism: Chironomus riparius
Lineage: Eukaryota; Metazoa; Arthropoda; Insecta; Diptera; Chironomidae
Source: the annotation of a GenBank genome assembly
AAAAGUCAAAAGCUAAUUGAAAUUAAAUUGAAGCUGAACAGCAAUAAUUACAGAGACCGAAAAUGUCGCUAUUUAAAAUUAUUAAACAAUUCACAUAUCAGUGUCCGGACAACAAUGAAAAUUACGAUUCAUAUUCACUUACUUGUUCACGGUUGAAUGCGAAUAAUGAACAGCAGAAGGAUUGUGUUAUUAUUACAUCACAUUCGGGUUACAUUUCAAUUUUACAGCCAUCAAUUAGUGAUGAUAGGGAAGCGAGUAAUCAGCAGGCAAUUGUAGACGAGAAUCAUCCGCAUAUUGUAUAUGAAGCGAAACUUAAUGAACCAAUUCUGGGUGUAUUAUGUGGGAACUUUAUUCAAUAUACACAAAAGCAGGAUCGACAAAAUCUAGUUGCUAUAUUACAUCCGAAUAAGCUUGCAAUAUAUUCGCUUGUGACAUCAGAGGGAUUUGUUGAGCAAGGAGAACAAUCAAAAUUACAGUUGAUACAUCAGCAUGAACUUAAUAAACCAACAUUCACAUUCUGUAAAGGCAAUUUUGGAGGAGUUAAAGGGAAAGAGUUCAUCUGUGUUAUGUUUAUCGACGGAUCAUUGAAAUUUUUCGAGCAGGAUGGAAUAAGCCAAAACUGUAUAUUGCCAGGCAAUCGAACAAUUCCAACGUCCUUUGUUUAUGUACCAAGAAUUGAUUGCUUUAUGAUUCUUGCGCCUAAUUGGGAUUUAGAAUGCUAUCGAUAUCUUACACUAUCGGAAGCAUACGAGCGACGGCUAAGUCCAAUAUGGUCUAUGAAUGUUGGCGAAUAUAUUCUGGAUAUGAAAACACAUCAAAUCAGCAAUAUUGAAGCUGUGGUCGUUCUGCUUGGUGAGAACAACUUGAUCUGCCUUUCAGACUCUGGAAAAUUAAAAUUUUUCAAAAAGUUGGACUAUACACCAAUUUCAUUUUGCACAUUUACAGUUGGAUGGUACUUUGAACCAGACUGUAAGUUGAUGAUAGCUGUAGCAACCGACAACGGAUCUCUAUUAAUCUAUCAACAUUCAACAUUGGUUUGGUGUGCAGAACUACUAGAUGAAACGAUUGCAAUAGACCGUGGUAAUUUUAAUUGCUUUUCGGGUGCAAUUGUCACAUUGAAUUCUACUGGAAAAUUGACAAUUGGCUAUUUGGGAUCAGAACCGCAUAUUUUCAAGGUUCCAGCAUUGAACCUUUCGAAAUUAGAUUACGAGAAAUCUAAAAUGGAAUUGGAAGAAAUGGAAAAGGAAAUAAAUUCGAGCGUUGAUAAUUCUGAUAUUCCUUUUAUUAAUGCAACGGCGGAAAAGGAACUGGAAAUUAAAUCACGACUCGAGUUUGCAGAUCCCAGUGAUGGAACAUUUAUGCGAAUUUGUGUAAAAUUCAUACCACACAUAAAUCUUGAACAAAUUCAACUUAAUAUAAUGCAGAAUCCGGCAUUUGCAAUACCCAAAAGCAAUUUCUUUUAUAAUGACUUGCAAGCUCAUGAAAAACAAUCAUUUGAGACGGAAAUUUAUUUAAGCGAAUCAGAAGUUGGUGAGAUAUUUUCAAGCGAUGUUGCUAUUGUCGUGACAUUUAUUAACAAACAAAGCAUCGCUCGUAUCCUAAGGCAUUCCAUACAAGUUCCAUUAAGAAAUGUUGUGAAAGUUGUACAGCCGCAAAAGGAUGGCAUUUUUAAAGUGACAUUGACAUCCUCACCAACCGUUGAUAUUUCUGUGCUCUUUUCAGACUUGACAUUGACGGAAGUUGGGCAAGCAGUUGGUUUGAAGAUUCUCAAUUCUGAAAAUCCUGUGACUGUAAUUUUAGCAAAAUCAUCAAAUCGUUACAGAUUACAAUCAAACAGUCUCGUUAGUUUGGCAUAUAUGCUGAAUAUAAUGAUUGAUCGAUUGUCACAGGUAGGAGAGGAAACAGCCACAACAUCAGUUGACCAUAAAAACAUCAAAUCUAUAACGGUGAAAUCGAUUCCAUCAUCAACCAUAGAAUACAUGUUGUCAUGUAUCGAGAAGCAUCAUAAUAUGAGAAAUGAAAUGAAGGGCGUUGUUGAAAUGCUGUCAUCAAAGUCCAUUGAGAUGCGACUUUUCGAGAGGUGCUUCUUAGUGAAAAUGCAAGGUAAAACUUCGGCAAGUACAAUGGAUGGAAUCGAGUUGUUAUUGCGUGACACAUAUAAUGAAAUUUUAGCAUUAAGUGGGAGAUACAAAGCUAUUAAAGGAAAUCUUAACAGAGUUCAAAUUCAACUGACAUCGACAAUUUAUUUUAUCCGUAAAGUGAUUGAAUAUGCAGAUUUACCGCAAAAAAUUACCGAAAAUUUAUUGUGCAUCAUGCGAUUGAGUUUAAUAGAUUUUCAAGAGCAGAGCUGGAUUGAAUCCUUGGCACCAUAUGUAGAUUAUCUGUAUAACAUGUAUCAAGUCAAAGGAAAUCAAAAUCAAUUUUAUGACAGCAUCACAUUCAGGAAUGACAACUUUUCCUUAACGAGAUUCUCAAAACAAUUGAAGCAUGUAUUGUCAGUGCUUACAGAUAGCUCUACAGAUGAUAAAAAGACAAUGGAGAACGCUUUUAUAAAGGAGGAAAAUGAAGCAACGUCAAAUGCUGAUAAUGAUAGUGAAUGGAGUUCCAAAUUAAAUCCAUCACAUGAAAUUAUGUCAACUGAUAAUGAAUAAGGAUAAGCAUGUGAACCAUAUUCAUUGAGUGUGUUGGAAGCUACACAAUACAUGAUUAAACAAAGGAUGGGCCUUCUUUGUCAAUAGGAAAUUGCGAUGAUUAAUUGGAUGAGUUAUUGUGGAAGCAAAAACAUAA